Messenger RNA from Neopelma chrysocephalum (saffron-crested tyrant-manakin), 2759 nucleotides. Its product is annotated as loricrin-like. Gene Ontology annotation, molecular function: oxidoreductase activity, acting on metal ions. The record is from RefSeq and is a predicted model, not a curated record. Lineage: Eukaryota; Metazoa; Chordata; Aves; Passeriformes; Pipridae. The coding region runs from base 1 to 2373 and encodes 790 amino acids. The transcript is spliced from 54 exons.
AUGCCCACGCAUCAACACUUGGUCAAUAAGAUGAGGAGACCCUCCUGCUUUGUUUUUUUGUUCUGUGGGGUAUUUUUGCCUGGAAUCCUCAGUUUUCCACAGACAAACACCUCAAUCGAUUGUGAUUCUCUGUUACCAAACUAUGAAACUGAACCACAGACAUCUGCACCACCAUAUAUUAUUGCUGUAUCUUUUGAUAACUUUGAGCCAGGAAAUGAAAUCCAAGUGACUCUAGAAGCACUUGGAGAAGCUGGUUUUAAAGGAUUUAAUCUACAAGCUCGAGAAAUAGAUGGAGAUACUCCUGUUGGUACUUUUAAAAUUACAGAUCCAAACACCAAAGGCUUGGAAUGUCAUAAUAUGACGCUUAUGAUAGAAGUAGAAUGUAACAAGGUUGGACCUUCGGGUUCCUCUCAGAGCAGCUAUUCAGGCAGUCAGAGUGCAUCUUCAUCCGGCAUUUCCUAUGGCCAGGGUGGGCCAAGUUUCUCGGGCAGCAGCAGCAGUUCCUAUGGCCAGGGUUCCCAAGGCAGCCAGUCCUAUGGCCAGGGCUACCAGCCUCAAGGUGGUAGUUCCUAUGGACAGGGUGGAUCUUCUUCUUCAAGUGGCAGCAGUGGUUGUGGACAAGGUUUUUCAUAUGAUAGCAAUCCCUGCCACCAGGGUGGAUCACAGGGUGGAUCACAGGGUAGUCAGGAUGGAUCAUACUCACAAAACUAUGGUGGUAGCCAACAGAGUGGAUCAUCAUCCUCACAAAAUUAUGGUAGCAACCAGGAUGGAUCCUACUCACAAAACUAUGGUGGUGGCCAAGGUGGAUCAUCCUCCUCAGACACCUAUUAUGAUAAUCAGGAUUCACAAUAUUCCUCAGAUGAUAAUCCCAAUGCUUGUGAUGAUAAUGACACUACUUACAGUGCCAAGAGUCGGGGUUCUGGUUGUGCAAAGAAGAAAGUUCUUGUUGCCCGAGAUACGUCACAUGCUUUAAGCAGAAGAGCCUAUGAUGUACAGAAUGCAUCUUCUCCUUCAAACAGCAGCCACACUGACGUCCAGGGUGGAUCAUUUAUUGCAACCAGUGGUGGAUCAAGUAAUCAGGGUGGUUGCAUUUGUCCUGAUGGAAGCAGUGGUCAUAGACAGGGAGCCCCAGGUUAUCCACACAGCACAUAUUCUGGUAACCAGGGAGGGCCUUUCUUCUCUCCUGGAGGAUCCUAUGGACAGGGCGGCCCAGGUUCUUCCCACGGUUCUUACUCCGGUAACCAGGGAGGGCCUUCCUACUAUCCUGGCGGAUCCUACGGACAGGGAGGGUCUUCUGUUUAUGAUGGUAGCAGUGAAACCUAUGGUCAGGGUGGAUCUUCCGCAUAUAGUGGUGCCGAGUCUUAUGGCCAGGAUUCGCCUUCCAUAGGAGGCAGUGCAACUGAUGAGAGUGAUUCCUCCUCACCAUCUGGUAGCCGCCAGAGUGAACGGGAUUUUUAUUCCCCAGGAGGCAGCCAGUCAGGUGGACAUGGAUCAUCUUCUCAAGGUGGUGGCUACUCGAGUGGACAGGACUCAUCGUCAUCUGGAAGCAGCCAGUAUGGUGGGCAGGGUUCAUCUUCUUCAGGAGGCAGCCAGCCUGGUGGACAGGGUGCAUGUGAUUGUUCUGGGGGAAGUUCUGGUGGAUCCCCUACCUUAGUCAGAAGUGAUGCCUCUGCAAAUGACUCAUCUUCUUCUGGAGGCAGCCAGUACAACAGCCAAGAUUCAUAUUCCUCAGGAGCUAGCCAGUAUGGAGGACAUGGGCCAUCUUCUUAUGGAGGCAGCCAAUAUGGUGGACAAGGUUCACCUUCCUCAGGAGGCAGCCAAUAUGGUGGACAGGGUUCACCUUCUUCAGGAGGCAGCCAGUAUGGAGGACAGGGUCCAUAUUUCCCAGGUGGCAGCCAUUAUGGAGGACAGGGUAUGGCUUCUUCAGGAAGCAGCCAGUACAGUGGACAGGGCUUUUCUUCAGGAGUCAGACAGUCUGGUGGACAGGGUGGGUGUGUGUGCCCCGGUGGAGGUCCAGGCUCUUUCGGAGGAGCCAACUAUGCUGGUGGACAGGGUUCAUCAUAUUCUGGAAGCAAUCAGUAUGGUGGACAGGGUUCUUAUCCCUCAGGAAGCAGCCAGUAUGGUGGGCCGGGCUCAUAUUCUUCUGGAGGCAGACAACAUGGUAAACCAGGUUCAUCUUCCUCAGGAAGCAGUCAUCAAGGAAAGCCAGGUGGCUCUAGCUCAGGAAGCACUUACUCUGGAAAACAGUCACCUUCCUCUGGAGGCAGUCAAGUGAGCUCUGCUGGGAAACACUCCACUCCCCGACUCCUGAUGUUAUUCAGUGUUUUGAGUGCCUUUGCUCUCUCUGCUGCUACAUCAAAAUGGUCUAUAUGAACCUCCAAAGAGCUGUUUGACAACCUAAACAUGGAUUAUAUUCCAUAUUAUUAGAGUAAUUACUUAAUGUAAGAAAAAAAUACCCUUAGGUCAAAUUGUCAGAUGCUACUUGGCUGUUAUGUUGCAUGUCUAGCUGAUAUGUCAUGCCUCUCAUUAGUUUACCUCUGGUUUUAGUCAUUAGUAGAUAUCAUUAGUUUUGUCAGUGUUUUAGGCAUCAUUUUAAGAGAACAUAUUGUACCCUACCUAUAUGAUUUAUUUUUAUUUCUGAUAGGGAAUGCAAUGAACACCUGCCUGAAAUGAUUGGUGUGACAAAUGAACGCUUAGAAAGUAUUUGGUUAUUAACCAAAGUGGACGAGGUCAAAUAAAUAGUUAUAGAUGCGAGCUGA